This is a messenger RNA of Somion occarium, 2874 nucleotides long. Lineage: Eukaryota; Fungi; Basidiomycota; Agaricomycetes; Polyporales; Cerrenaceae. The record is from the annotation of a GenBank genome assembly.
AACGCCAAGGAGAUUUGCUCUGGUUAAAAGACUUGCCAUCAUUACCCGAGCUACAUCAACACUGACAACAACGUAUAUUACAAUUCUUCAUGUCAACUCAUAGCGAGGAUCCGUCAGAGUACAAAGACGCGUUGACAUCGGCGUCCGACUCACCCAGUUCCAGUCCGCCAACAGGCUCGCCUCCAGACUUCCACAUCCCGGAAGCAAAGGACGGGUUCUUUGGCUACAGCGAUGAAAAGAGUCUCGCACAGAUAGAAGAAAAACGUUACGUUCAGCGACGCAGUUCGGACGCAACUGCCCCCUCAAGACCAAUCUCCAUGCUUGGUUCUCCCAUAGUCGGCCGCACUCAAGUCGUUGACGCACAUGCCAAUGAGGCCCCUAUAGUCGGAAGCUUCAAGCUCUCCGUGUCGGACUUGUCUCCUAUGCCAAAGUUGAAGGACCUUCACAAGGAGGACGGUCGUCCCGCAACCCACGUUGAAGCACACCUCGGCACCAAAAUAGACUCUACGCUCCAGUCUGAGUUUGUCUCUAUCUUCGAAUCUCUUAGGAAAUGCUUAGAGCUGCGUGACAAGUACAUGCUUGUCUCUGGUCAACGACUCGGCUUCAAUCCCAAAGACCACGAUGGUCUUUUCAACGGAUUACCGGAUGACGUGUCCGAUGUCUCUGGUAUUAGACCGGAUGUCGACCCGGUUUCCUUCAAGGAACCCUUGAUAUCUCCGUUUGCUUCAUGGAGAACCUACCCUAAGCCGCCUCCGCCGCAUUGGCAUUGGAAGGAUAGAAAUAUCGUUUCUCAGGAUUCAUCUGAAGAGGAAGAGUUCGUCUUUGAAGAAUGCAAGAUCCCAGGUGCACAUAAAUGGGACUUUGAGAUUGACGAGAAAGGCAUCUUCCAAGUGUACGAGGAAGUUGACGAUUCCGAGCGACAACCUCGGUUCAACAUUCCGAAUAUCCGAGAAUAUUUCAUUGAUUUAGAAUAUGUCCUUGGUGUCAUCUCAGAUGGACCUACCAAAAGCUUCGCUUUCCGACGGCUGAAUUACCUAGCAAACAAGUUCCAGAUGUACAGUCUUCUGAACGAGUUCCAGGAAUUGGCUGAUCUGAAGCGAGUACCACAUCGUGACUUUUAUAACGUCCGAAAGGUCGACACGCACGUGCACCACUCUAGUAGCAUGAACCAAAAACAUCUGCUUCGUUUCAUCAAGUCCAAAAUGAAAAGGAGUCCAAAUGACGUAGUCAUUUUCCGAGAUGACAAAGAACUUACUCUUACAGAAGUCUUCCAGUCCCUCCAUCUCACAGCAUAUGAUCUAAGUAUCGACACGCUUGACAUGCAUGCACAUCAAGAUUCCUUCCAUCGGUUUGACAAGUUCAAUUUGAAGUAUAACCCAAUUGGAGAGUCAAGGUUGAGGGAGAUCUUCUUGAAGACGGACAAUUAUAUUCAGGGCAUGUACUUGGCUGAGUUGACCAAAGAGGUCAUGACUGAUUUGGAACAGAGCAAGUACCAGAACUGCGAGUGGCGGAUCAGUAUCUAUGGACGAUCAACUGACGAAUGGGACAAACUCGCAAAAUGGGUCAUCAACAAUAAGCUCUUUUCGCAUAAUGUCCGUUGGUUGAUACAGGUCCCUCGACUAUACGACGUCUAUAAGCUAAACGGGUCUAUUAACACCUUUGAGGACAUCAUUCUCAAUGUCUUCCAACCUCUCUUUGAGGUUACUAAAAACCCAUCUUCCCACCCCGAACUUCACGUCUUCCUCCAGCGUGUGGUUGGGUUUGAUAGUGUCGAUGACGAGUCCAAAACCGAAAGGAGAUUCCACAAGAAAUUCCCAUACCCGAAACUGUGGGAUGCCAAAGAAUCACCGCCAUAUUCAUAUUGGUUGUAUUAUUUGUUUGCGAAUCUCGCCAGUUUGAAUCAUUGGCGUAGGUCGCGAGGAUUUAAUACGUUUGUCUUCCGGCCUCAUUGUGGUGAAGCAGGCGACACGGACCACCUGACAUCCGCUUUCCUCACCGCUCAUUCCAUCUCUCAUGGGAUCCUUCUCCGCAAAGUUCCUGCUCUUCAAUAUCUCUUUUACUUGAAGCAGAUUGGAUUAGCGAUGAGUCCCUUAAGCAAUAACGCGCUAUUUUUGACCUAUGAGAGGAAUCCUUUGCCGGAUUUCUUCAAAGUCGGAUUGAAUGUCAGUUUGAGUACGGAUGAUCCGUUGCAGUUCCAUUUUACAAAGGAACCAUUGUUGGAAGAAUACUCUGUUGCUGCCCACAUCUACAAGUUUCCCCAGAGUUCGCUAGCAGAACUCGCUCGGAACUCUGUUGUACAGAGCGGCUUCGAAAUGGAGAUCAAACGUCAUUGGCUCGGACAGAAGUGGUAUCUUCCGGGUGCCGCUGGAAAUGAUAUUCACAAGACUAAUGUUCCGGACCUCCGACUGGAAUAUAGACGUCAAACGCUGAUCGACGAAUUAGGGAUGAUCGGGGCUACCACCGCAGGCGGAGGAUGAGCCAUCCCUGUCGGUUUGGGGACAGUGUCUUAGACUCGCUCGUAUCUCUAGAGCUCUCCGAAAUGAACGCGUUUGGUUUUUUUGGGCAGAUCCUUGUUUUCCGGACGGAACUGGCGGAGGGACGUCACUGGGAGAUCUGAUCGGCGAUGGCUCCUUGUGAUUUUUGGUGAUGACUCAUCUGUUUUACGAGCACCACCGCCGCAGCGAGAUACGUAUCUGAGAUCUAUUUUGUGCCGUCCACGUUCGUCAUGCACAGUUCAUGCACUAAUCCUACCUUGCGGUCCAACUAAUGGAUCUAAUUUCCAUGUCAUUGUCUUGAACAUUCCUGUAUCACAAUUACCUCAUCAUGACCACCGAAGGUGAGGGGUCGACAACGACCCACCCUUCACAGUCUCUC